Messenger RNA from Ruditapes philippinarum (Manila clam), 1270 nucleotides. RefSeq names its product zinc finger protein 888-like. NCBI's taxonomy places the organism in Eukaryota, Metazoa, Mollusca, Bivalvia, Venerida, Veneridae. The record is from RefSeq and is a predicted model, not a curated record. The transcript has a single exon. Bases 84 to 1142 code for a protein of 352 amino acids.
GUGUUAUAUGUAAUGAUUUCUUUAAUUCCAGGUCUUACUUCCAGCAAGGAAAUAAAAGCUGACAAGUUGGACAGUCAACUAAAAUGACACAUAGAUGUUUUAUUUGUGAAAAAACAUUUACUCGACAAAGUUCUCUGAAAACACAUAUGACAAUUCAUACUGGCGAGAAGAAUCAUGUGUGUAAAAUUUGUGAUAAAGCAUUUUCUCAACGACAAUAUCUAAUCAAACAUAUGGCAACGCAUACUGGCGAGAAGAAUCAUAUAUGUAACAUAUGUGACAAAGCAUUUUCUCAACGACAAUAUCUAAUCAAACAUAUGACAAUACAUACUGGCGAGAAGAAUCAUAUAUGUAACAUAUGUGAUAAAGCAUUUUCUCAACGACAAAAUCUAAUCAAACAUAUAACAAUACAUACUGGCGAGAAGAAUCAUAUAUGUAACAUAUGUGACAAAGCAUUUUCUCAACGAAGUCAUUUGAACACGCAUAUGACAGUACAUACUGGCGAGAAAAAACAUAAAUGUAAAAUGUGUGAUAAAACAUUUUCUAAUCGAGGUAAUUUCAUCACACAUUUUAAAAUACAUACUGGUGAGAAAAAUCAUCAAUGUGGAAUAUGUGACAAAAGAUUUACUGAAGGAAGUACUUUGAACAGGCAUAUGACAAUACACACUGGCGAGAAAAAUCAUAAAUGUAAAAUAUGUGACAAAGCAUUUACUCGACGAAGUACUCUGAAUAUACAUAUGACAAUACACACUGGCGAGAAGAAUCAUAAAUGUAAAAUGUGUGAUAAAGCAUUUUCUCAGCGAAGUGAUUUGAUUACGCAUAUGAUAGUACACACUGGCCAGAAGAAUCAUAAAUGUAAAAUAUGCGAUAAAGCAUUUCUUAGACAAACUAAUUUGAUCAUUCAUAUGACAAUACAUACUGGUGAGAAGAAUCAUAAAUGUAAAAUAUGUGAUAAAGCAUUUUCUCAUCAAAGUAAUUUGAUUAGGCAUAUGACAAUACAUACUGGCGAGAAAAAAAAUAAAUGGAAUUGUAAAUUGUGUGAUAAAACAUUUUUGUAUCGAAGUAAUUUGAUCACACAUAUGGCAAUACACACUUGCGAGAAGAAUCAUAAAUGUGGAAUAUGUGACAAAGCAUUUUCUCAAUGACAAUAUCUUAAGAGUAAUAUGACAAUUCACACUGGCAAGAAGAAUCAUGAAUGUAAAAUAUGUGACAAUGAACUUAUUUUAUUAUGCAUUUGACAAUGCACACUGGCUAGAAGAAACAUUUUUGUAAA